This is a messenger RNA of Monopterus albus (swamp eel), 885 nucleotides long. Its product is annotated as endonuclease domain-containing 1 protein-like. Bases 1 to 885 code for a protein of 294 amino acids. The record is from RefSeq and is a predicted model, not a curated record. NCBI's taxonomy places the organism in Eukaryota, Metazoa, Chordata, Actinopteri, Synbranchiformes, Synbranchidae. Gene Ontology annotation, molecular function: hydrolase activity; metal ion binding; nucleic acid binding. The transcript is spliced from 2 exons.
AUGGCAUGCUGGGUGCAGAUGGUUUUCCUGCUUGUCAACAUAAUAACAUCAGCGGUACAAGGCAGAGUGGAAAAAGAGCUAUCUCCAGAGUGCAGAGAAUUCCUGUACAUGAGGACACCACCGACAGGGCUGGAGCAUCAUUCCUUGCGGUACAUUUGUCAGUGUUACUACAAGAAGCCACGUUAUGUCACACUGUACAACAUUGUAGACCAUAUACCUGUCUACUCUGCUUACACCUUCAAACGCUCAGAUGGGGAGAAAUGUGUGGAUGUGCCUUGGAUGUAUGAACCUCAGUUAUCCAUGUCUUCUCAUACAGAUGAGAUGCAACCCUUCCCACAUGAUUAUAUGCACUUGAAUUUUGAAGAUACCCAAGCUGUUCUUGAUGAUUAUACAAAUGCCAUCUUCUAUGAACGUGGUACCCUCAACCCGGACACGCAUCAGGACAAGCCUGAUGACAAGGCCUCUACCUACACCCUCACUAAUGUUGUGCCUGUGGUGCCCGACUUCAACAACAAAGUCUGGAACAAACAGGAGCAUGUCAUCCGCCAACGGCUUAACAAUUACUGCCACAGAACAGCUUAUAUUGUUACAGGUAUCAUCACCUCAGGGAAGAUGAUCCGCCGGCAAAACACCAACCGCAUUGUAGUUCCCACUUACUUGUGGUCAGCUUACUGUUGCGUUGAUUAUGACCACAGUGCGCCUUAUCAUGAGCUCUAUAAGUUUCCAUCUUUUGCUCAUUAUGGCCUCAAUGACGAAAACUCUGAGGUGGUGGAAAUUUCUGUGCAGAAGCUGAAGGACUUUCUUCAGAAGACUAGCUUUGUAGGACAGAACUUUCAGAUCUUUGUAGGUGACUGUGUCCCGGCAGCAUCCAGUAGAACUGAAUAG